CGUAAGCGAGGAAACGGAUAUACGCAACGUAGCGGAAGAAAAUGUACACAAUGGCAAUUUGUAAAUCAAUUAAGUUAUGAAAAAAGAGCAUUAAUUGCCUUUCUUUGUGGUGGAUGUGUUACGGAAUGGCGGACUGAGAGCAGUAGAGCCCCGUCAGACGCCGCUGUUUUGCCUCGACGGGAACCGUUAUUUAACGAGUCAGGCAGAAAGAGCAGGAUACUGUGGAGAAUGAGUUGAUUGUUUUCGAGGGAAUCCAGAGGAGGUUGCGAAUAAAAAGGCUAACUGGAAGAUGCCAAGAAGAAAACAACAGAAUCCACAACCAGUCAAGUUGGAUUCUGAAGAUGGUUUAGGCACUGUACGUCCAGCAAGCCUUACCUUUGAGAGCGACUUUCUCCUGGGACAAGAACUCGAGUUUUCAGAUCCUGACAAUGACAACAAGAUCAUAGGCCUUGAAAAGUUCUCAGCUGACAUCAGUUUGCCUGGCUUCCCCCUGGGAGACGAGGAAAGCUCCCCCUUCAGCCGCCUCAGUAUGGAGAGUGACGCUGAAGACCUGCGUGCGACCGAAAGCGAGCGUGACGAGAGGGUUUCUCAGUCUGCCUUUCCCUCUUACCUCUCUUGCAGGGGUUGUGGUCAGCUCCUGGAAGACCCCCUGGGACCAGGCAUGGACUUGGUGGGGCCCUUCUGCAUGCGCUGCUGUAAAGGGAAUGCGGAUGGCGUUGCGGACAGGAAGCUCUGCUCAGGCUUAGGUUUACAAGCGGAGUCUAGAGGGGGAGGGAAUGAGGGCGCUGCUGGCGAGGAUGGUUCCCUGAAGCUCCACUCAUGCACGCUCUGUGGUUUCACGUCACGCUACACCAAUCAUGUUAAGAGGCAUAUGAAGACACACAACGGCGAAAAGCCGUACAGGUGUCUGCUGUGCUCCUACGCUUCAGCACAACUAGUGAACCUUCAAAGGCACUUGCGCAUACACACUGGGGAAAAGCCCUACAAGUGCAACCACUGCACGUUUGCAUGCAGUUCCUUAGGGAACCUGAAGAGGCACCAGCGCAUGCAUGCGGCUGUAAGCCCGGGUCAGAGUGCCCCUCAGCCAGUAAGUGGCAAUGGUUUAAACCACACUACCCCGAGUCAGAAGGAAAAGGAAGCGGCUCCUGUCCCCACCGAAGUUGCAGGUGCUGUGCAGUCGGGACCCCACGUGGGAAGGGAUGGGAGCUACUUGCACACCUUUGAUGGCUUGAGGCUUCCACAGCAGUCAUCGGCAGGGGUGUUGCAGUCAGGACAGGCUGCUUCUGAACCUGCCACCCUACCCCCCAUGUUCUUCCCCUUCACUUGUCGGCUGUGCGGUAUGGCCCUGGAUGACGAGGAUGGAUCCUCGGCCCAGAUAUGUGCAAAGUGCACCCUGGAAAUGUUAACUAAGGACACAUCCGGAUGCCCUGCUGAGCGAGGGGACAAAGUCUACACCUGUGCUGCCUGCCCUUUCAUCACCCACUACCCGAACCACCUGGCCCGCCACAUGAAGACCCACAGUGGAGAGAAGCCAUACAAGUGCCCGCAGUGCGACUACGCCUCCGCCCACUUCGACAACCUCAAACGGCACCAUCGAGUACACACUGGUGAGAAACCCUACAAGUGCCACCUGUGUGACUAUGCCUGCGGCAACCUGGCUAAUCUCAAGAGGCACCAGCGGGUGCAUUCAGGCGCCAAACCCUUUCAGUGCGCAAUCUGCAACUACAGCUGCAACCAGAGUAUGAACCUAAAGCGGCAUAUGUUACGCCACACAGGUGAGAAGCCCCAUAAGUGCCAAGAGUGUGGCUACACCACUGGCCACUGGGACAACUACAAACGACAUCAGAAGAAGCACAGCCUGACUACAGAUGGCUGGGUUAAAGUGCAGAUGCCUGGAAACGAGGAAGAAGUGGAGGACGAGGAAGAGGUGUAGCCUCUUAUUGCAAGACAGUUGUCCAUAUGAGAUUUUACUGUUACAGCAUAAGUUUUGUUGGUUGUUUCUUCUUUUUCUUUGUGCCCAGAGUCAUAAUUUUAGACAUUUCUUGGAAUUAUCCACGAGCUGCUACAUGAAGUCAUGCAUAAAUUAAAAGACAGUAACCUGAA
Messenger RNA from Cyprinus carpio (common carp), 2103 nucleotides. Its product is annotated as zinc finger protein 513-like. Lineage: Eukaryota; Metazoa; Chordata; Actinopteri; Cypriniformes; Cyprinidae. The record is from RefSeq and is a predicted model, not a curated record. Gene Ontology annotation, molecular function: DNA-binding transcription factor activity; RNA polymerase II cis-regulatory region sequence-specific DNA binding. Gene Ontology annotation, biological process: regulation of transcription by RNA polymerase II.